This is a messenger RNA of Colossoma macropomum (tambaqui), 1723 nucleotides long. RefSeq names its product tetraspanin 12 (gene tspan12). Gene Ontology annotation, cellular component: membrane. The transcript is spliced from 7 exons. Bases 1 to 912 code for a protein of 303 amino acids. The record is from RefSeq and is a predicted model, not a curated record. Lineage: Eukaryota; Metazoa; Chordata; Actinopteri; Characiformes; Serrasalmidae.
AUGGCCCGGGAGGACUCGGUGAAGUGCCUGCGCUGCUUGCUCUACGCUCUCAACUUACUCUUCUGGCUCAUGGCUCUGUGUGUGUUGGGAGUGGCUGCGUGGCUUAGGGAUUACCUGAACAAUGUACUCACCUUAACCGCUGACACCAGGCUGGAAGAGGCAGCGAUCCUCACGUACUCCCCUGUUGUCCACCCUGUUGUCAUCGCAGUGUGCUGUUUUCUAAUCAUCGUGGCCAUGGUGGGCUACUGCGGCACACUGAAAUGCAAUCUGCUCCUCCUGUCCUGGUACUUUGGCAGUCUGCUGGUGAUCUUCUGUGUGGAGCUGGCCAGUGGAGUGUGGACGUACGAGGAGCCUUCAGUGCAGAGGUCUGAUAUGAUCAGUUUGAAGUCGCGUAUGCCCAACUACGGCCUACAGCGCUACCAGUGGCUAACCCAUGCCUGGAACUCCUUUCAGACUGAGUUCAAAUGCUGUGGGGUGAUCUACUUCACUGAUUGGCUGGAGAUGACCGAGAUGGAGUGGCCGCCAGACUCCUGCUGCUCUGAUCAGUAUCCAGGCUGCGCUCGCCACGCCCACCACCGUGACCUGAGUGACCUCUACCAAGAGGGCUGUGGGCCUAAAAUCUACAGUUUCAUCCGUGGCACGAAGCAGUUGCAGGUCCUGCGUUUCUUGGGUGUGUCUAUAGGAGUGGCCCAGAUCCUGGCCAUGACCCUGACCCUCACUCUGCUCUGGGCGCUCUACUACGACCGCAAACCUCCAGACCCUGCUCCGCCUGACCCCCUCACACACACCCACUCACACUGUCCCACAGAGGAUCCCCAGAAGCCGGGCCACGUGCACUCACGCCCUUCCGAAGCCUGGGCCAGCGGCCCUCUUAAUGGACACGCCCAGUUUGAAAUGGAGCAGCUUUCCUAGCAGCUGCACUACCUACCAGACUCCGCAAGCUGAUCUCUUGGAAUCUGGCAUACAGUAACAGUGCAGCGUCAUAGCAACCCUGUACAGCCAGCUGGUUGCCAGGACACCCGUUGUGAUCUCAGAACUGUUCAAGGUACUGUAACUCUGUGGAAAAAUGACAAAACCUCUGCGUUGCAGUAGAAGAAAUAUGGAGCUCUCGUUGCAGUGAGAGUUGGAGGUUUUGUUUGUCAGCAUGCAGUUUCGGAAGUACCGACAGUGCUGUGGGACAUAAACACAGAAAUGGAAUGUAUCUGAGGACGGACUGGAUGCAUAGUCUUUUGUGCAAAACUCUGAAAAGUGAAGUUGGUUAUCAGUACAGCUAACAAGGGGCUAGUGGACGUAAAUGCCACUAGAUGUUUGGAGGAGGAUAUAUGAUGUUUUUCUACAUACUUUUUGGACUGAAAGGGCUAAACACAUUAUACAUACACUCACACUUCAACUUGAGUCUUAAAAGUGAUUUUAAUUGUCUAUAGGAAGAUCCAGCUGCUCUAAGCUUUACUUUUGAGCUGUAUGUCUACAUGUCUUAAUUCACUAGCACUGUGAUGUAAAUUAUAGAAUAUUUUUAGUUAAAAAACAAAAGUGUCUUGCUACAAAAGGUUGAACAUAUUGUGCUUAUAAGCCUUGAGAUUUACAAAAAAGCUGUACAUAUACUCAUAUGGAGCAUGUGUGUGAAUUACAGUGAACUACAUUUGACAGAUCUUCUAUUUCUCAGUGUGUGUUUUUUACUACUGCUCUAAAAAAGCGGGUCAGAAUGUGCUUUAAAUGAUUUGAA